GAAAGAUUGUAUGACAUGGACGCCACUGAGCAGAAACACCUUGAGUGGAACAAGGAGACCGAACGAGCCUUUGAGCUACUGAAAAAGGCUUUGAUGUCGGCCCCAGCCUUAGGACUCCCAGAUGUGAGUAAGCCAUUUCUUCUUUACUCUCACGAGAAGCAGGGCAUUGCCCUGGGAAUAUUAGCACAAAACCUGGGUCCAUAUCGACGGGCAGUUGCCUACCUCUCUAAGCAGUUAGACGCGACUGCAAAAGGUUGGCCUGGAUGCCUGCAGGCAGUUGCAGCUGUAAUACUGAACAUACAGGAAGCCCGAAAGUUUACUCUGGGCCAGAAAAUGACUGUUUUGGUGUCUCACACAGUAUCAGCAGUACUGGAAGCAAAGGGUGGACACUGGCUCUCUCCACAAAGAUUCCUGAGAUAUCAAGCUAUAUUGGUAGAGCAGGAUGAUGUGGAGAUUGUAGUCACUAACAUUGUCAACCCAGCUUCUUUUCUCAGCGGGAACACAGGAGGACCGGUACAUCAUAACUGUUUGGAAACCAUCGAAGCAACAUAUGCAAGCCGCCCAGACCUGAAAGACAGCCCCAUGGAAAACGGGGAAACUUGGUUCACAGACGGAAGCAGUUACGUCCUAAAUGGUAAUCGACAUGCGGGAUACGCCGUCACCACCAGCCAAGAGGUAAUAGAAUCAGGGGCUUUGCCCAUGAACACCUCCGCACAGAAGGCAGAAAUAAUUGCUCUAACCCGCGCCCUGGAAUUGGCCCAGGGCAAAGUUGUGAACAUUUAUACAGACUCAAAAUAUGCCUUUGGAGUUGUACACGCACAUGGAGCAAUUUGGAAGGAGAGAGGACUAUUGAAUUCCCAAGGGAAAAAUAUCAAACACGCAGAAGAAAUUCUGAAGUUACUGGAAGCUGUCCAGCUCCCUAAGAAAGUAGCAAUUAUGCAUAUUAAGGCACACCAGAAAGUGAGCUCAGAUUUGGAAAAAGGGAAUGAGCUGGCAGACAGAGAGGCAAAACAAGUGGCCAAAACAAAGGUAAAAACAGAAGGGGCUUUAAUUCCUGAUAGACAAAUCUCCCUAAAAGGUAAGCCAGAAUAUACCAGGGAAGAUCAGAAGCUUAUUACAGAUUUAGAAGGGUCAUAUAAUGAAGAAGGAUGGGCUCAUACCCCACAGGGAAAAGUAAUCAUUCCCUCUUGCUUACUGUGGCAUCUGGUUCGGGAGGAACAUGGGAAAAGGCAUUGGGGAACAGAGGCUCUGUAUAAACAUUUAAUAAGAGAAAUUGUGGCUAGAAAUUUAUACACCAUGGUGAGACAGGUGACUCAACAGUGUGAUCUUUGCCUUCAGACUAAUCCUAAGAAUACCCCCAAACCAGAAAUGGGCCAGAUUGGAAAAGGCAAUGGGCCUGGACAACAAUGGCAAAUUGAUUUUACAGAACUUCCAAGAAAAGGGGGGUAUCGAUAUUUAUUGGUAUUAACUGAUACCUUCUCAGGUUGGCCAGAAGCAUUCCCAACAAGAACGGCUAAAGCUCGGGAGGUAACUAAAAUACUGGUACAAGAGAUAAUACCACAUUUUGGGGUUCCAGCAACCAUGUCCUCUGACAGAGGACCACAUUUUGUCUCAAAAAUAGUACAACAAAUUAGCCGCCAUUUGGGUAUAGAUUGGCAGCUUCAUACUCCAUAUCACCCCCCAGUCGAGUGGUCAAGUGGAAAAAAUGAACCACUUAAUCAAUCAAACAGCAAAUUGUGAAAUUAGGACAAGAAG
Messenger RNA from Harpia harpyja (harpy eagle), 1755 nucleotides. RefSeq lists its product as uncharacterized. Gene Ontology annotation, molecular function: RNA-DNA hybrid ribonuclease activity; nucleic acid binding. The transcript has 2 exons. Lineage: Eukaryota; Metazoa; Chordata; Aves; Accipitriformes; Accipitridae. Bases 16 to 1740 code for a protein of 574 amino acids. Gene Ontology annotation, biological process: DNA integration. The record is from RefSeq and is a predicted model, not a curated record.